Messenger RNA from Westerdykella ornata, 1259 nucleotides. Its product is annotated as heme oxygenase-like protein. Lineage: Eukaryota; Fungi; Ascomycota; Dothideomycetes; Pleosporales; Sporormiaceae. The record is from RefSeq and is a predicted model, not a curated record. The transcript has 2 exons. The coding region runs from base 154 to 1032 and encodes 292 amino acids.
CAUGCAUCAAAUAUCCCCACUUCCUCCAAUUGCAAAAACCAAAAGAAGAAAAAGAAAAGGGAAAGAACAGAACAAAACAGAAAUACACACCACCUCCAUUCCCCAUCCAUAUCCACCUCACCCAACUCAUCAUCGCCAUCCAACAAAAAAACCAUGCCACCACCCCCCUCCAACAACCCUCAAACCCUAACCGCACACCUCCUCUCCCUCUUCCCCGCGCACUUCACAGCCGCGACGCAAACCCCUUUCCUCCGCGCAGCCGCCACCAACGCGCUCCCCAAACCUCUGCUCGACAAAUGGCUCGCCAACGACCUGCUCUACAUGCGCGCCUACAUCAAGCUGGCAGGGUACCUGCUGCAGAUUCUCGAUUUGCCGGCCGCGGCCGCGGCUGCGAGACCUGCACCGGCGCAAGAAGGAAAUGAGACGGAAAUCGCAGACUCCAUCUCGCACCGCCUCGUCGACUGGCUCGUCGACGCCCUCGUCAACAUCCGCCGCGAGGAGCGCUUCUUCGCCUCGGUCGCGACAAAGUACAACAUCGACAUCUCGCUGGCUGCAUCUGCUCCGGGCACGCACGCCUCGGAGGUCGACGACAGUUUGAAGAUCGCCGGGUUGAGGAAGUUCGAGGCGCUGGUCGGGGAUUUGACGAGCCAUGAUGAUGGGAAGAUGGGGGAACAGCAGCAGCAGCGGGUUCUACCAUGGCUUGAAGGCGCCGUCCUCUUCUGGGCGACGGAGAAGGUGUAUCUUACGGCUUGGAGGUGGGCGGCGGAGCAGGCCGGAGGUGCUGCUGUUUCUGCUCCUCAAGGUGGUGCCGAGGUGCUGGAUGUCAUGAAGACGGAGUUUAUCCCCAAUUGGACCAACGACGAGUUUGUCGAGUUCGUGGAGACGCUGGAGCGCAUUGUGAACGACGGGGUCAGGGAAGCCGUCGGCGGGGAUCAAGGGAAAUGGGAAGACGUCAUGCGGAGGGCCGAGGGAGUCUGGAGGAGGGUGCUGGAUGCUGAAGCCGACUUUUGGCCAGAGGUUGCACAUGUUUGAGGGGCAGGGUUCCUCUGCAUAUUGAAAAGCCUGGAACGUAUAUAUUUUCGACCUCGUUCCAUCGAGACGUCUUUACUUAUAACACCCCUGCUCUCAUCCUACUCUUUCUAUGUACACGCGCAAAAAGCAGCGCUGGCUCGCAAACGAAAAGCACUCAGGCAAAUCAAAUCAAAACCAGAGGCAAGGAAAAUACCAAAAGCAGCGUAUACAACCAAAACAACCACAAC